Messenger RNA from Physella acuta, 1840 nucleotides. Its product is annotated as 4-hydroxybenzoate polyprenyltransferase, mitochondrial. Gene Ontology annotation, biological process: ubiquinone biosynthetic process. Gene Ontology annotation, molecular function: 4-hydroxybenzoate polyprenyltransferase activity. The record is from RefSeq and is a predicted model, not a curated record. Gene Ontology annotation, cellular component: mitochondrial inner membrane. NCBI's taxonomy places the organism in Eukaryota, Metazoa, Mollusca, Gastropoda, Physidae.
GAAAGGGCUAGAUCUCUAGAUCUCUAUGCAUUAACCUAGUCUGCUAGUCAGACUAGGAAUCACCGGAAUCUAGAUUUUUAGUUCCUAAUAUCAACUUAACUCAAGUUUUAGCUUUUAAAUUUAUUUGGUCAUCUAGAUAUCUAUAAAUCUAAUCAAGAUUCAAUACGAAGCAUGUGUUCUAGAUCUAGACUUACAGACACUGUGCAGAAGCGUUCCGUUCCAGUGAGUUGCAGCUCGUAGUGGAUGAGCUACUCUCACCACUCGUGACUCAGGAAAGCUGUUAUAAAGACCAGAUACAAGUUGACAAUGGCAGCAACACUAAUAACAUGUCAUCCAGUUUGCCAGUCUCUUUUGCUACGGCUGAUCAAAUCUCAUAGUAAAAUUCUCUCAUCAUGCCUAAGUGAGAGACCAAAGUAUUCGGGCUUUUCAAGGGAAGUAGCUGACAAAAGACACAAUGUUUUGAUAACUACAAGUCGGAACCUCUCCUAUAACAAAUUUCAAAAUCUGCAGAACUCUCAAGAGGUUUUGAGAGACUCUACUUCUCAGCUGAAACCCACCAGUCCAAUGUCUUACAGUGUAAAACAUAAAAUAUUAAAACAUAAACAUCCAGCUGCAAGUAUUCCUGGGAUUAAUCAUCUUGUGAGUGAUGAUACUACAUCCCCAACCCCAGACUCAACGCUUUCUUGUGCAUUUAUCCAUAAAAAGUCAUCGACAGAUUAUUUCCAAAGGACACAUCAUAACUUUUCUACUACUCGGCUUAUUGUGGAAUCUUCUCCUUUGAGCUUUCAACCUUAUCUUCGGUUGAUUCGAUUCGACAAGCCAAUAGGAACUUGGCUUUUGUAUUGGCCUUGUACCUGGAGCAUAGCAUUGGCUGCUCAGCCUGGAUGCAUGCCAGAUCUGAAAUUGCUGGCGUUGUUUGGAGCCGGUGCAUUUUUCAUGAGAGGAGCAGGCUGUAUUAUCAAUGAUAUGUGGGAUAAAGACUUUGAUGCAAAGGUUGCAAGAACAAAAACACGGCCAUUGGCUUCAGGGGAGAUAACAUAUUUUCAGGCCCUUUUAUUCCUUAGUACACAACUCACUUGUGCUUUGGUGAUUCUUUUGCAGCUUAAUUAUUACAGUAUUGUAUUAGGAGUAGCAUCUAUGGGUCUUGUUGUCAUUUAUCCAUUGUGUAAACGGUUUACCUACUGGCCACAGAUAAUUUUGGGCUUUGCAUUCAACUAUGGCACUCUGUUAGGGUGGGCUGCAGUCAAGUCCUCAGUAGAUUGGUCUGUCUGUCUACCUCUGUAUUUCUCAUGUAUCAUGUGGACUUUAGUUUAUGAUACAAUCUAUGCACACCAGGAUAAAUAUGAUGACAUGCUGAUUGGUGUCAAAUCAACGGCCAUCAGACUGGGUGAUCAGACCAAGCCAUGGAUGUCAGCAUUCACUGCUGUGAUGGCUGGGGGGUUGAUAGGGUCAGGCAUGCUGUGUGACAUGUUGUGGCCUUACUAUGUGGCUGUGGGGAUUACUGCUGGCAGGUUAGCCCAACAGAUUUAUUGUGUUGAUCUCGACAAUGCAGAUGAUUGUGCUUCAGCUUUUCGAGGAAAUUUUUAUCUAGGUGGAGUUAUGUUCCUUGGUAUUGUUUUUGCUAACUUACUAAAAGCUAAAGAAAAAGAGAAGGUCGCCACAUCUGACGAUAGCUGAUUUUAGUUUAAUUUUUAAUUUAAUAGGUGAACUGCUGGAACUUAAAAUUUAUUGUACAUUUUGAUGUAAAAUGUUUUCUGUUAAAACUGUGAUUAUGUGAUUAUUAUUUUUAAUAAAUAGUCUGUAACCGUUUCAAAGUUUCUGUCUAUAGUGUACAUUUUAU